AUGGGCACCGAGAAGAUCCUCCCUCAAGAGGGCCUGAGAAACAUCCUCAUAACUUCUGCAUUGCCCUACGUCAACAAUGUGCCUCAUCUAGGCAACAUCGUCGGUAGCGUGCUCAGUGCCGAUGUCUUCGCCAGGUACAACAAAGCGCGCGGACGACCAACGCUUUUCGUCUGCGGCACUGACGAGUACGGAACCGCCACGGAGACAAAGGCUCUUGAGGAGGGAGUCACCCCAGAAGAGCUAUGCGCAAAAUACAAUAAAAUCCAUACAGAAAUCUACGAAUGGUUCGAGCUGGGCUUCGACAUCUUUGGCCGAACUCCUACCAAACAGCACACAGAGAUCUCUCAAGAUAUCUUUUUAAAACUCCACGCAGCAGGCCAUCUGACUGAACAUGUCAACAGUCAGCCUUUUUGCGAAAAGCAUGGGAAAUUCUUAGCCGAUCGGUUUGUCGAAGGCACAUGCCCAAAAUGCGGCUAUGACGAUGCUCGCGGUGACCAGUGCGACAAAUGCGGCAGUCUUCUUGAUCCACUGGACUUGAUCAACCCGCGAUGCAAAGUCGAUGGUGCAACUCCUGUGACAAGAGAGACAAAACAUACCUAUCUACGCCUAGACGAGCUACAGGGCCAGAUCGAAGAGUUUUCGAAACAAUCGAUCGAGAAUGGCCGGUGGUCACGAAGUGCCAAAGUCAUCACAGAGUCAUGGUUGAAACAAGGUCUGAAGGAGAGGGGUAUCACUCGAGAUCUAGCUUGGGGUGUGCCUGUCCCUCUGCCGGGAUACGAGCACAAAGUCUUCUACGUCUGGUUCGAGGCUUGUAUUGGGUACCCGUCCAUCACCGCCAACUACACAGAGGAGUGGGAAAAAUGGUGGAAGAAUCCGGAAAAUGUUCAACUAUACCAGUUUAUGGGCAAAGACAACGUACCAUUUCAUUCUGUUGUUUUCCCUGGGUGUCAGCUAGGGACGGGGGAGGCCUGGACCAUGCUGCACCAUCUUUCGUCAACAGAAUACCUCAAUUACGAAAACGGCAAAUUCAGCAAGAGUCGCGGCAUAGGUGUGUUUGGGAACAAUGCCAAGGAGACUGGCGUACCGCCAGAUGUCUGGAGAUAUUAUCUCCUCAAGAACCGACCAGAAUCCGGCGACACGCAGUUUGAAUGGCGGUCAUUCAUCGAUGGCAAUAACUCGGAGCUCCUCGCUAAGCUUGGAAAUUUCGUUAACAGAGUCAUCAAAUUAGUCAAUUCCCCGAAGGCCUAUUCUGGGAUCCUACCGGAUUUUGAUCCUCACAAUCUGCCGUCAUCGUUCACGGAACACCUAGCUGAAAUCACCGACCUUCUCAAGCAAUAUCUCGCAGAAAUGGAGGCUGUGCGCCUCCGUAACGGACUCCUUGUUGCCAUGAAGAUUGCAGAAGCGGGAAAUGGCUUAAUCCAAGCUCAUCGCCUCGACAAUUCACUCAUUGCGAGUGAUCCUACUCUUGCUGCAGCAGUUGUGGGAACUGUUAUCAAUCUCAUCUACCUCUGCUCUGCCAUAUUCGAACCAUAUCUUCCGGCAACCUGCGCGUCAAUACGGAAACAGCUCGACAUCCCGUUCUUGCAGAUACCGUCCGAGGAAGACAUUGCCGAUGGUUGGCUGCCCACUUACAUAAAACCGGGACACAAGAUCGGCAAGGCAGAGUAUCUCUUCACAAAAAUCGAUGAGAAGAAGGCCGAUGAAUGGCGUGAGUACUUCGGUGGAAACCAAGCAGAGAGGGAGAAGAAGAAGAAAGACGAAGCAGAGGCUGCUGCGAAGAAAGCAGCUCAGAAGGAAAAGACCAAGGCCAAGAAGGCGGCUCAAAAGGCUGCGGCUGCGGCUGGAGCUGGAGGUGCUGAAAAGAGCGCGAAAGGGGGCCAGGAAGGAAAAGAGCUGGCCAACGGAGUUGCUGACGUUGGAGAAGACGCGGCGAUCGCGAAGGUCGUUGAUGGUGUUGCGCAAGUAACGAUACCGAUGUCUUGA
This is a messenger RNA of Cladophialophora psammophila CBS 110553, 1983 nucleotides long. Its product is annotated as methionyl-tRNA synthetase. Gene Ontology annotation, cellular component: aminoacyl-tRNA synthetase multienzyme complex; cytosol. Gene Ontology annotation, molecular function: methionine-tRNA ligase activity; ATP binding. The coding region runs from base 1 to 1983 and encodes 660 amino acids. The record is from RefSeq and is a predicted model, not a curated record. Gene Ontology annotation, biological process: methionyl-tRNA aminoacylation. The transcript is spliced from 2 exons. NCBI's taxonomy places the organism in Eukaryota, Fungi, Ascomycota, Eurotiomycetes, Chaetothyriales, Herpotrichiellaceae.